AUGACUUGGGGAGGAGUUAAAAGUCAUACACAAGUAUACAACAGCAAGAGAUCGAACCUCGAUAAAAGCUUCGUUCGAGGAUUCUUAUUCUUGCUUGCGCCUUCGAGUUCUUCUUUCUUCUACACUUCCUCUUUUCUCUCUCCUGAAAAUUCUCCGGUGAAUCGGGGUUGUACAGACGGAGAUCGGAUUUUUUCGAAACUGAUGAGUAUGAAGAUUUUUGUGAAGACUUUGAAGGGAACUCACUUCGAAAUCGAUGUGAAACCUGAAGACACAGUUGCUGAUGUGAAGAAAAAUAUAGAAACAGUUCAGGGAUCAGAUGUUUAUCCUGUUGCAAAACAGAUGCUUAUCCAUCAGGGGAAAGUUCUUAAAGAUGGAACGACACUGGAAGAAAACCAAGUUGCUGAAAAUAGUUUUGUCGUCAUCAUGUUAACAAAGAGUAAGAGCUCAUCCAGUGAAGGCUCAACUGCAUCAACUGCACCUACAACUAAGGCUCCACAGACUAGUUCACCAAUUCCUACUUCAACUUCUACACCAACAGCCUCACCAGCUCCUGCUGCAACGCCUGCGCCUUCUGUUCCUGCACCUGCUCCAGCUGCAGCUCCAACUCCAGCGCCUCCAGUUGGUGCUGUGUCAGAUACUGAUGUCUACGGCCUAGCAGCAUCAAAUCUGGUUGCUGGAACGAACCUCGAGGGAAUAAUCCAGCAGAUACUUGAUAUGGGGGGAGGAAGCUGGGAUAGGGAUACAGUUCUUCGUGCUCUUCGUGCUGCUUACAACAACCCAGAGAGAGCUGUUGAAUAUUUAUAUUCUGGGGUCCCUGAACAAACUGAGAUUCCACCUGUGGCACGGGCCCCGCCAAGUGGGCAGGCUGCAAAUUCUCCAGCUCAGCCUCCUCAACCAGCAACCACUGCUUCAAGUGGACCAAAUGCAAAUCCAUUAGAUUUAUUCCCCCAGGGUCUUCCCAAUAUGGGUUCAAAUGCAGCUGGCGCAGGAACACUGGAUUUUUUACGCAAUAGUCAACAGUUCCAAGCCUUUCGAGCUAUGGUGCAGGCCAACCCACAAAUCUUGCAGCCCAUGCUUCAGGAGCUGGGGAAACAAAAUCCUCACCUGAUGAGGCUUAUUCAAGAGCAUCAGACUGAUUUCCUUCAGCUGAUCAAUGAACCUGUUGAAGGCGGAGAGAAUAUGCUGGGGGAGCUUGCUGAUGCAAUGCCGCAGGCUGUAACAGUUACACCCGAAGAGCGUGAAGCCAUAGAACGACUCGAAGCAAUGGGUUUUGAUCGAGCAAUUGUGCUAGAGGUAUUCUUUGCUUGCAACAAGAAUGAGGAGCUGGCUGCCAACUACCUGUUAGAUCACAUGCAUGAGUUUGAAGAUUGAUGGUCUGAGUUGAGGUGGAUGUGUCUUACUACACCCCACCCCAACCCCAUAAAGCAAAGCAAAAAAUUAAAGAGUGAAAAAAAAAAAAAACUCUGUUCUCUCCUCUUAGUCUGUUCUUUAUUUUCUUUAGGUUACCCUUCUAAGUAUGUGUACUUCAUCUCCUUGACCUUUGUUUCGGAUUAAAAGAUGUCAAAAUCGCUGGAAAGGACAUUAAUGCCAUGAUGCAGCUAUGUUUGUCAUCCCUCCACCGUAGUCUUCUCUUUUGUUUUUUUGGUACACAAAAUAGAUAUGUAAAUAGAUCACUUUACACGUUGAUCAGGAAAUAUUAUCUCUCGGCACCACACAAUUAUUUACAGAAGACUUUAUCGCACUUAUGUCGGGGCCGAAAUUAUGGUCUCACAACAUGCUUUGA
Messenger RNA from Ilex paraguariensis (yerba mate), 1783 nucleotides. Lineage: Eukaryota; Viridiplantae; Streptophyta; Magnoliopsida; Aquifoliales; Aquifoliaceae. The record is from the annotation of a GenBank genome assembly.